GCCUGCUGAGGCCCGAUGGCGGCGGCCUGGCCGGGGCUGUGGUGGCUGAGGCGGUUGGGGCCGCUGCUUUGCUGCUGCUGCUGCCUGCCCUCAACCAACUGCACCGGGCCCAGCCGUCACCGGACCCAGGACCGGCCCGCCACCAUCGCCAGCCAACGCGCCCCGACCAGCAACCACACCGCGGCCUUCCGGGAAAGUCUUAGAAGACAUAUCCGCCUGAAUUCAUUAUCAUUACACGACAACACCACUGCGUCUUAUGGAACAAAUCAAUUUUCACAUCUUUUUCCUGAAGAAUUUAAAGCUAUUUAUUUAAGAAGCAAAACUUCCAAACUUCCCAGAUACUCAGAGUCUCAGGAGACAUCUAUAAAGCCAAUGCCUUUGCCUAUAAGAUUUGACUGGAGGGACAAGCAUGUUGUAACACAAGUCAGGAACCAGGAGGCGUGUGGAGGAUGUUGGGCCUUCAGCAUUGUAGGUGAAAUAGAAUCUGCCUAUGCCAUCCAAGGGAAGCCACUCGAAGAGCUUAGUGUACAACAGGUGAUUGACUGUUCAUACAACAAUUACGGUUGCAAUGGAGGCUCUACUAUCAACGCUCUGAACUGGCUAAAUAAGACGCAAGUAAAACUGGUGAAAGAUUCAGAAUACUCUUUUAAAGCUCAGACUGGAAUGUGCCAUUAUUUCUCUGGCUCACACUAUGGGAUUUCAAUCAAAGGUUAUUCUGCAUAUGACUUCAGUGGCCAGGAAGAUGAAAUGGCUAAAGUGCUUCUUUCUUUUGGUCCUUUGGCAGUGAUAGUGGAUGCUGUGAGUUGGCAAGAUUACCUAGGAGGCAUUAUACAGCAUCACUGCUCCAGUGGAGAAGCAAAUCAUGCAGUUCUCAUCACUGGCUAUGAUAAAUCAGGUAGCAUUCCAUACUGGAUUGUACGAAACUCUUGGGGCUCUUCAUGGGGAGUAAAUGGUUACGCCCAUGUUAAAAUGGGUGCCAAUAUUUGUGGCAUUGCUGAUUCAGUUUCAGCUGUGUUAGUGUGACCUGCAGCAAGCAGGUUGAAAGGUCAAAUAGAAGCUCUUUGUUGUGCUGUUUUACAUCAGUUCAUCAUGGAGUUUUUUCAUUCUCCAGACAUAAUCAUCAUCAAAUGGUUUGGAGCAUCCGGGUGUGCUGACUGUACUAGAAAGCAUUAGUAUUUGUAAGUAGAAAAUUUCUCUGGAGAGAAAUAACUGAGAUUAAGGGGAGAAACACCAGCUUUUGCUGUACCAAACCAGAUGUUUGAUGGGGAAGUGGAAAUGAUUAUUUUUGCCUAUCAACUAUUACCUUGCCUAUCCUGUCGCCUUCAUGGGAUAGGAUGGUAAAACAGGUGAAUUUAAGGGAGAAAAUGCCAUUUUGAGUUGGCCAUUCAUCUAGACAAUAUUUGAAUCUGAAGAACCUGGGGAGGUUUGAAGCUACCAUUCACACCUCAGUAUGGUCUACCUAGGAAGGCCAAGACUGCAUAGGGUUUAAAGUGAAACAGUGAUUUAGAAGAAAUCCUCCUCUAGACUCUAAGCUUGUUGUGGGCAGGGAAUCUGUCUACCAACUCUUCUGUACUGUACUCGCCCAAGUACUUAGUACAGUGCUCACAUAGUAAGUGGUCAGUAAAUACCAGUGGUUGAAAACUGAAAGUGGCUUGUUGGGGGUAAGAGCUAAACUGCCUAAAACCCAAAAUAUUUAAUGUGAGAGAGAUUGGGUGCAGUCCUAUAAAAAGGGGUUUGGGCCUGGAAAGAUUUCUCAAAUUGAAUAUCUACUAUUCCAUCUGUUGUUUACCGCCAACAAUUUCCUCCAUUUUUUCUGUCUUUCACAUGAUUUCCAUUCUCUUAUCCUAAUGAAUUAGCUCUUCUUAAAUGGACACCUAUCAUUUCCUGACCAGUCUCAUUUCUAUUUAUAUUCCUUCAAACAUAAACUACACUCUGUCUAGGUCUUUUCUAACUUUAAUUUUUCUUAUUUUUUUGUAUCUAUGCCCCUGGUAUUCCUCUCCUUGUCCUCUUCUCACCUCAUUGUUUGUCUCCAACUCCCUUCUCCUCUUGUUUUUGCCCCUCACCUCUCUUAACCUUCAAGCCAUAAUCAGCUUUCCUUGCUCUUCUUUUGUUUUUCACCUUGGCACUUUUUUUUUUGGUCUUGACACCUGUGUUCUAUCUCCUCAUUACUCACCUAAAUGAUUCCCACCUGCUGUUCCCUCAUUGCUCUUAUGCUCCAGCAAUUUGUCUCUUGUGCCAGCUGUCAUUCCCUCUACUUGUUUGCCUGCCUGGCUUAGCACCCUUGAUUUAGCAUAGAAGCAGGGACAGAGAAUUUCAGUGAUGGGAAGAAAGCAUCAGGCACCAUUUCUUACCUUGCAUUGCUGAGUUGGGAGAGCAGCUGCUUCAGCCUUGAGAAAGUGCCUAGGCCAAGUCUAGAUCAGUUUAACUGAAAAUGUCUAGUAGGAGAAAGGGAAAAAAAAAUAAUAACACACAUCUACUUAUGUGUAUUACCUGCUUUAGGUUGGGGACUUUUAUAAGGCAAGGUUUUGAAGCAACAGUAGCAUUCAACAACCGUUUAUGUUAACCCCUUCCCUCUUUUAUUGUGCAUUGAAAUCAAUAAUCAGAAAUCACUGGCACAUAAGCCCUUACAUUACAAUGUUAAACACAAACAAAAUUCUGUAUCUAGAUCUAAAUACCUGUUUGUUUGUUCACUCACUGUUUCUGUUGAUUGAUUUUUCUCUUAUCCAAGUGCAUUUCUUCAUUGAUUUCUGUAACAGUGUCAACUCAAGCAACCAGUUUAUUUAACAAAGAAAAUCCUAUUUUCUAACAAGUAUCUUUAUAAUUAAAAGAAUAUACCCA
Molecule: messenger RNA, 2838 nt
Organism: Tachyglossus aculeatus (Australian echidna)
Lineage: Eukaryota; Metazoa; Chordata; Mammalia; Monotremata; Tachyglossidae
Gene: CTSO
Product: cathepsin O
Exons: 8
Coding region: 16-1023 (335 amino acids)
Cellular component (GO): lysosome
Molecular function (GO): cysteine-type endopeptidase activity
Source: RefSeq, a predicted model, not a curated record